AUGGCUUCAUCAUCACAAUCUAUUCCAGUGUUCGGGUCAAUUUCUCCAUUGAGUUCUUUUUCAUCUUCUGACAGGGAAGAUUUUUUUGAAGAACGUCAAAAAAAGAUGAAUGUAGUGAUGCAACUGUUAUCGCCUGAGAAGAUAAAGACAUUCUUUCGACGUCGUAAGAGAAGAUAUAUUAAACGUGAUCGAGAGGAAGCAGCCCAGCGGCUAUUCCAAGAUUAUUUUACUGAAAAUCCCACUUUUUCACCCGAGAUGUUUCGUAGACGAUUUCGGAUGCGCCGAGAGUUGUUUAUUCGCAUUUUAAACGGUGUUACAGCAUAUGACGAAUGGUUCAUCCAGAAGCCUGAUGCCUUCAGUCGUAUGGGUUUCACUCCUAUACAGAAGAUGACAGCUGCAAUACGUAUACUUGUAUAUGGAAUUUCAGCAGAUCUUUGUGAUGAGUACAUAAAGAUUUCUGAAACCACUGCGGUUGAAAGCUUGAAGCGCUUUUGUGAUGCUUUAAUUGCGGUGUAUGCAGGGCAAUGCCAACGCACACCGAACGAAGAGGACAUUGCACGUCUGCUUCGAGAAGGGAAAGAAAGAGGCUUCCCAGUAUUCAAUAGUCUGAUCAAUGGCACAAUGCAUCUGAUUAAUUACGAGGUAAAUGGGCAUCGACGUACAAUGGGGUAUUACCUAUCUGAUGGUAUUUAUCCCAAGUGGGCAACUUUGAUUUAG
This is a messenger RNA of Cornus florida, 717 nucleotides long. RefSeq lists its product as uncharacterized. The coding region runs from base 1 to 717 and encodes 238 amino acids. The transcript has 2 exons. The record is from RefSeq and is a predicted model, not a curated record. NCBI's taxonomy places the organism in Eukaryota, Viridiplantae, Streptophyta, Magnoliopsida, Cornales, Cornaceae.